Messenger RNA from Botrytis fragariae, 1956 nucleotides. Its product is annotated as putative heterokaryon incompatibility protein. NCBI's taxonomy places the organism in Eukaryota, Fungi, Ascomycota, Leotiomycetes, Helotiales, Sclerotiniaceae. The transcript has 4 exons. The coding region runs from base 1 to 1956 and encodes 651 amino acids. The record is from RefSeq and is a predicted model, not a curated record.
AUGUCUCAACGAAAUAUCGACAAAGCUAGCCGCUUACUGUUGAAAUCUUCACCUGCGGAUACAACUUCUCAUGUUGAGCUUUGUCUCACAUGUAGAGAGCUUUGGGCAUCGGCUCAAAGCCACUGUAACUGGUGCGCAAGUCUCUGGUGGCAGAUUACAUGUCGAAGUCCAUUUCGUGAGAUGAACGAAUCUUCAUUACGGCAACUUUACAUAAAAUAUGACUUGACUGUGACCCCAAAAGAGGAACGCAAUUCUGGGGCUGUUUCAGUUGCUGGUAGAUUAGAAUGUUACGUGUGGCCGUCUCAAGCUCGUUCAGUUCGGCCAUAUCACUUUACCCUCCAAAUAGUGAAUAUUUCUGACGGAAAAGCCUCACGUUACAAAAUUCCCGAAAAGACUUCCUCCGCUGCAAGUCGUAUACUCGCCUCACAAUGGAUCAGUAACUGCACGCAAAAUCAUAAGAAAUGCCGCAUUGACAAGAUCUCAUGGUUACCAACGCGGCUCGUUAACGUUGGGCUUGAUGGCGGUGCAACAAGGCUUGUUGAGACAAUCAUACUCUCAAAGAACCAGUAUUCACCAUAUUUGGCAUUAAGUCAUAGAUGGGGUGCUACACCCAAUCAUUCAAGUCGACUCUCAAGCGUUAACAAACUAGCAUGGAUGAAAAGCAUCCCAACAAAUCAAAUGCCUGCCACUUUCCAAGACGCUAUCCAAUAUACUAAGAGUAUGAAUAUUUCAUACAUCUGGAUAGAUUCCUUGUGUAUUAUGCAGGACUCCCCAGAAGAUUGGAGCACCGAGGCAGCACUUAUGGACAAAGUGUAUGCCCAGUCUUUCUGUAAUAUCGCUGCAUCUUAUGCUUCUAAUGAAAAUAGUCUCAACACAGGACUCUUCUACACUCGCACUCCAGAUGAUUUAGCUACUACUUCAGUGAAGUAUAAGCUUAUCACGAAGAAUGACUGCCAAGGAAUCUUUGGAAUAUCUCUAAAAUCGAAUUACAUCAUUGAUGAUACCGAAUUUGCACUCUAUGGAAGAGCUUGGGUUCUCCAAGAACGGCUUUUGAGUCCUCGAACGAUACACUUUUCCAAACAGUUGAUCUGGGAAUGCAGAGAGGAAAGGGCUUCUGAAUCCUUUCCUAUGGGUAUAUCCUUGAUGAGUGAUGAUAGGCGAGACCAUGAUUUCUCGAAAGAUUGGAGAUCGAGUUUAGAAGUUUUUGGAUACAAGUUUUGGGCAGACACUGUAGGUCGAUAUGUAAAAUCCUCUCUCACAUAUUCAUCCGAUUAUCUGGUAGCUAUUAGUGCCAUAGCCCGAGAAUACGAAAGAGAGCUAGAUGAUGUCUAUCUUGCAGGACUAUGGAAGAAAGGGCUACCUUUCAAUUUGCUUUGGAAAACAGAUAAUAAGUCUUCAUUUUCUUCAAGACCGAAUGCUUAUCGCUGUCCCACUUGGUCAUGGGCAUCACUGAACAUUUGUUAUCCUGCCAAGUUGGAGAUUUUGAUCCCCGACGGUGAAGCUCUUGCGGAAGUUCUUGAGGCCAAGGUUUUCAGCCCACCAGGUCGCACUUACACUGAAUGCUACGAUGGCCAUAUUCGGUUAAAAGGCAUACUUUAUUCUGUCGGAUACAAGGAUGUCCAUGAAUGGCUUCGUGGUGAUGGUCAUAAACUUUUCUUCGGCAAAGAAAUAGAACCAUGUAGGCGCGUUAGCGCGUUCCUUGACAUCAAAAUUCAAAAAUCUGAUCGUUCAAGGUUAUAUUUAAUUCCUAUUGUAUUGGAAAGUCGGCCCAGAUUCAUUUGGUGCCUCAUACUAAGAUCUAUUUUGAUGGGUAGCAUGGAAUUUGAGCGAGUGGGUGUUUUGAUUUUCUCGCUUGAAGAUUUGGGCAAAUAUGACGAGCAGCUGCGCCCAAUCAUGGAAUGGGCCGAAGCUAAAGAUCCACUUUCAAGGGACCUCAAGACUAUAAUCAUAUAUUAA